Messenger RNA from Penicillium riverlandense, 2037 nucleotides. Its product is annotated as transcription factor domain-containing protein. Bases 1 to 2037 code for a protein of 678 amino acids. The transcript has 4 exons. Gene Ontology annotation, cellular component: chromatin. The record is from RefSeq and is a predicted model, not a curated record. Gene Ontology annotation, molecular function: RNA polymerase II cis-regulatory region sequence-specific DNA binding; DNA-binding transcription factor activity, RNA polymerase II-specific; zinc ion binding. Lineage: Eukaryota; Fungi; Ascomycota; Eurotiomycetes; Eurotiales; Aspergillaceae. Gene Ontology annotation, biological process: DNA-templated transcription; regulation of transcription by RNA polymerase II.
AUGGCCUCAGAAUGGCACUGCACGGUCUGUCCCGCUACUUUUACUCGCGCAGAACAUUUAAAACGGCAUAAUGCGUCUCGUUCGUCUACCUACCAGCCCUAUGGUCCGACACUGCUGAUUGAUCCGAUGGAUAUACUCCGAAGGCAUGAAAAAACCUGCAAAUCUCGAGUCCACUCAUCCUUCGAAAAUGAGGGUCGCGUCCAUUCGGAUGAAGAGAGACAGUCAAAACGACGUUGCUCAAUAGGGUUGAAUGAUCCGGCAACCUUGCCUUUGCCCGAGGCUGAUCCUCUCGCGCUUGAUUUUUCCUUUCCUGGUUGGGACUAUGCCGAGCCAACACAGGUACUGGAUUCACUUGCGACCAACUCCAGAAGCACAUCCGAGCUUGCCAAGUUAGAUAGUUCUUCCUAUUUUACGGGGAACGAUCUUUUAGCAGACAUCCCGUCACCUCUGGAUUUCUCCACCUUGGAUCUUCUGUAUUCUCCGCAACUGACCUCGGAUAUCAUCCUUGCUGAGCGACUGGAAUAUCUUGCAUAUUUUACUAGCUCACGUGGAAUGGCCACAUUUGCGGACCGCCAAUCGUUCCGGCGAAGUCAGAAGAUCGUGAUGGAUGCCUACGAAGCCAAAUUGCUGCAGCAGCCUACCCCACGAAUCAAUCAUGCGGAUGGCCACGAACUACGUCCCGAUUUAGACCCAUCUCCAACACACGAGUCUAUCUCUGAUCCACUAGACGCCAAAUCUCACCAGCUUGUCGAUAGUCUCAGAACUGUCAUUUGCGGAAGGCGAAACGACGAUGUCAUCACCCUAGAUUGGUCCCCAUCUCGGAACAAACUAUGUCAAGAGUUCUUCUCUCCACCCAACAUACGCCGCUUUCUGGAAUAUUUUUGGUCAUUAUGGUACCCCCACUGUCCGAUUGUGCACAGGCCGCUUUUCGAUUCAGAUGCAGCCACGCCGGCACUGCUAUGCGUGAUGGUGGUCAUUGGGGCAUGCCUUUCUUCGCGCGACAGUGACUACCAGACAGCCAGAAUGUGGCUGGAUAGUGUGGAGGAACUGACUUUUGGCCAUGUUUGUUUUCGAAAGAGCCAUUCGCAGGGGUAUGAUGAUAUUAGUUGGAAAAAGGAGAUGCUGCAGUGUAUUCAGGCGGCAUAUCUUGUUUGCUCGCUGCAGAAGAGAGAAGGAUCUGCGGAAGCUCAGGCCCGCAUCCGACGAUAUCGGCAUGCUUCCAUGGUCACAUUGGCAAGAAACAUCGGACCUGGAAAUGCUUCCCACCGAAAUCUCCGCCUGGAUGAAGCUUCGCUAUCAUGGUGGAAGCAGUUCGCCGAGGAAGAAGAGCUGAUCAGAACUCUCAUAUUUGUCUUCUUGAUUGACACAGCCCUCGUUAUCUUGCACAAUUCACCACCCCGGAUGGUUAUCCCCGAGAUGAAGAUGGAUGUAUCAUGCCCCGAGGCGUGUUUCCAGGCCGAGUCUGCAUCGGAAUGUCUCGUCCUUCUUCGUGAAUGGGCCCACACUCGGUUUUGGAAGGACAGAUUAUCUGUUGUGUCAGUGGUAAGGCGCAUUUGCCAGAACCAAGUGCAGGAUAACCUGAUCAACGACUACGCGCGGUUGGGGACACUUAAUCUUUUUACAGUGGUGCAAGGUAUGCUUGACUUCUUUAAGACAUUUCAAUUCACUGACACCAUCAAAGCAAUCCAUUCCCUCAUGUUCCACCUGCAAAACUCCCUUGUUUUCGAAUCGACACUAGCACCCGUGCAGACAGGGCUUGAGAACUGGAGACGGAUCUGGAACGAAAGAAUCCCCGAAGAUCAAAAUAUUCCCGAUACCGCGGAGAACAUAUGGAAAAAGGUUGGAUUUCUGCGCCAGGCAUCGGAGUUCUGGCACCUGGCUCGGAUCUUCGCGGCCAAGAUCGGGUCAACGAGUGACGGCUUUGAUGACCCCGCAGAGACGGCCUCUCAGAUGCAUUCUAGCUACGAUCAUACGGAUAUGGGCGAUGUGAAUGGGCUUAUUAUGGAGUAUCGAAGGUUGAAUUUGGGUGUGAGCUAA